AUGGGCUCUCCAUUUAUCCGGACGAAGGACCCUGUCCUCCCUCAGAAGUUGGGGCGGUUUACGCAGUCUUGGAAACGAUACUCCAGCAUGAUACGAGUCGUCUCGUCCACGUUACUGAGACAACCUCCGCAAGUAGCGGAUGUCCAACACACAGUUUGGCUGCUGGAUAAUACUGCAUAUCGGUAUCCAGCCUCACAUGUGUCUGGUGAGCCUCAUUCAUGGCGAGUGGAGGUUGUGGCCUGCGUAUUCCGUAAGAACAGCCGACGAGACAUUAGCAAAUUUGUGGCAGCGAUCGCAGAUCUUAUUGGACUCGACGGAGAAUUAGGCACAGAAAAGGAAAUACGCCACCGGAUUGCGCGACGCCUACAACCUUUCCUAUAUCAGGUCGUUGCGGACCACUCGAUGAUGCUCGAAUUCCCUCUACCCAACCAUCCAACUCAAAUCCAUGAAAUUGGCCCCACAAGAGAGAAUGGUAUUGUCUCGCAGGUCCUCAAUACGGGUGUUCGUCACAUUGAAGAUGGACUGCGCAUUUGGUCCCGAGUCCGAGGUGUGAGAGAUAGGGCAACGAUGGAAACAACCUUUGCGGGACCCGAAGGCUGGCUGGUUGUAUCCGAUGUUGACGACACUAUCAAGUACACCCAGACUUCAAAUGCCACCGGAAUAAUCCGCACAACGUUCGCCGAGGAGCCGAGACCCAUCCCCGGCAUGCCUCAGCUGUAUUCUCGUAUCGAACGACGGUUUGAGCCUACAUGGUUCUACCUUUCUGCAUCACCAUACAACCUGUAUCCUUUCCUUCGAGGGUUCCUCCGCGAUCAUUUCACCCCAGGGACCCUCAUUCUUCGAGAUUCCUCAUGGUUGGACAUGAGCGAAUUGGUCAAAUCCUUCACAGUCAACACGAUGGAAUACAAGGUAGACCGCAUAAGGAAGAUCCGGAAAUGGUUUCCGCAUCGGCGAGCACUUUGCAUCGGAGACUCCACACAGACGGACCCCGAAGCCUACGCGGAGAUUUACAGAAGACAUCCCGAGUGGAUCCACGCAAUACUCAUUAGAAAAGUCACGGAUGUACCUCAAAUGGAAGAAAAAAACUCGUCCAAGAGAUUCGCCGAGGCUUUCAAGGAUGUUCCGAAAAAUAUUUGGCAUGUAUUCGAGCACCCGAGGGAAGUCUACAAUGUGCUCGAUGAGAUCAGAGCAAGAGACAACGCAAGCUUUUCCCCUUGA
This is a messenger RNA of Aspergillus mulundensis, 1218 nucleotides long. Its product is annotated as phosphatidate phosphatase App1 family protein. The coding region runs from base 1 to 1218 and encodes 405 amino acids. Gene Ontology annotation, cellular component: actin cortical patch. NCBI's taxonomy places the organism in Eukaryota, Fungi, Ascomycota, Eurotiomycetes, Eurotiales, Aspergillaceae. The transcript has a single exon. Gene Ontology annotation, molecular function: phosphatidate phosphatase activity. The record is from RefSeq and is a predicted model, not a curated record.